Molecule: messenger RNA, 16776 nt
Organism: Anolis carolinensis (green anole)
Lineage: Eukaryota; Metazoa; Chordata; Lepidosauria; Squamata; Anolidae
Exons: 1
Coding region: 351-1970 (539 amino acids)
Source: RefSeq, a predicted model, not a curated record
UGAUCUUUUCUAUAAAGUGUGUAGAGUCCUUGAUAUAAUGUGCAGUGAGCCCAAUGUGGGUUUGUAGCUGUGUAGCCAGAAAUUUUGCCAGGUUGUAAGUCGGCGAUCCAAUGGCACUUACAAUGGGUCUGAGUGGGAUGGAGUCCUUGUGGAUUUUGGGGAGUCCGUAAAGCCUGGGUGGGAGGGCUUCUGAUUUGCACAGCUGUUGGCGUAUGUCAAAGUUAAUGGAGGAGUUCUUGAUUAGAGUGUUAGUUUUUCUGGUGAUUUUGUUAGUGGGGUCUUGUUUCAGUUUCUUGUAAAUUGUGGGAUCUAGAAGUUGUCUGAUUUUUUCUUUGUAUUGUUUUGUUUCCAUGAUUACUGUGGCAUUCCCCUUGUCAGCUGGAAGAAUGAUGAUUUCAGGAUCUGAGUUGAGAUCUUUGAUGGCCUGUCUUUCUUUUCUCGUUAUGUUGCUGGGGGGGAGUUUUGCAUUUCUCAGGAUCCUUGCUGUUUCCAUUCUUACCUCCUCUGCUUCUUCCAAAAUCCACAAGGACUCCAUCCCACUCAGACCCAUUGUAAGUGCCAUUGGAUCGCCGACUUACAACCUGGCAAAAUUUCUGGCUACACAGCUACAAACCCACAUUGGGCUCACUGCACAUUAUAUCAAGGACUCUACACACUUUAUAGAAAAGAUCAGCAACCUCAAUCUAAGCACCAAGGACAUCCUGAUCAGCUUUGAUGUGGUGUCCCUUUUUACCAAAGUCCCAGUAGCUGACACCCUCACACUAAUCAAACAAAACUUCCCAGAAGACAUCACAGCCCUGUUUCACCAUUGCCUCACCACUAGCUACUUUCAGUGGGACACUGGAUUCUAUGAACAGAAGGAUGGAGUGGCCAUGGGGAGCCCUCUCAGCCCAGUAGUAGCAAAUUUCUAUAUGGAAUACUUUGAAAAACAGGCCCUAGAAACAGCACCAAAAAAGCCAACUGUUUGGUUCAGAUACGUAGAUGACACCUUCACAAUUUGGAGCCAUGGAGAGGAAGAACUCAGCAAGUUCCUGGACCAUCUUAACAGCAUCCACCCAAACAUCCAAUUCACCAUGGAAAAAGAAAAGGAAGGAAAACUGCCAUUUCUAGAUGUUCUGGUCAUCCGCAAACCCAAUCAACAAUUGGGCCACACAGUUUACAGAAAACCUACACAUACAGAUAGAUACCUUCAUAAAAACUCCAACCAUCACCCAAGUCAAAAAAGGAGCACAAUCAAAGCCCUGACAGACCGUGCACAAAGUAUCUGCGAACCUCACCUCCUCCAAGGUGAACUCAACCACCUAAACUGGGCUCUACAGGCCAAUGGAUACUCCACCACAGACAUCAGAAGAGCUGCAAGGCCAAGAACAAGCCAUGAGAGUCAAGACAAAGAUCCACCCAGAGGAAAGGUGUUCUUACCAUACAUCAAGGGAACUACUGACCGCAUAGGGAAGCUGAUGAAGAAGCACAACCUACAAACUAUCUACAGACCCACGAAGAAAAUCCAACAAAUGCUACGGUCAGCGAAGGACAAGAGGGAUCCUCUCUCUUCUGCAGGAGUCUACCGGAUACCAUGCAGCUGUGGACAAGUCUACAUAGGGACCACCAAACGCAGCGCCCAAACAAGAGUCAAAGAACAUGAAAGGCACUGCAGACUAAUUCAACCAGAGAAAUCAGCCAUAGCAGAGCAUUUGAUGAACCAGCCUGGACACAGAAUACUAUUUGAGAACACAAAAAUGCUGGACCAUUCUAACAACUAUCAUGUCAGACUACACAGAGAAGCCAUUGAAAUCCACAAGCAUGUGGACAACUUCAACAGAAAGGAAGAAACCAUGAAAAUGAACAAAAUCUGGCUACCAGUAUUACAAAACUCCAAAAUCAAAACAGUAGAUGGGAACCAACACAAUGAGGACUUGACUGAACAAAGGAUGCCCCCAGGCAAGGGACAAAACAUUUCCAGUGCCAAUUAGGGUGAUUAACUGAAACAUUAAUGCUGGCUCCCAGUGACAAAGAACUCUUGCCACACCUUGGACUCUACACAGAUAUAUAUUCUUUCCUUUCCUGACUUAGUUUAUCCAUACCUCACAACCUCUGAGGAUGCCUGCCAUAGAUGUGGGCGAAACGUCAGGAGAGAAUGCUUCUGGAACAUGGCCACACAGCCCGAAAGACAUACAACAACCCUGAAAUAAAUUAAUGUCGCAAUUUUUUGUAAGGGUAUGAUCUCUAGCCAGCAUAUGGAAUUUAGUAUGUCCUUGUCAAAUUUAACAAGUGGUCAUGAACUCUACAUAUUGUCCCCACUUUAACUUUUAAAUAUAGACUUUUCAUUCUAUAAUGGUAGGAUGCUGUUUGAGUUGUCUGCGUUAACUACAGAGACCCUUUUAUGCCCGAAUAAUUUAUUUUGUAGUGAAAAACUAUUUGUGGUGGAGAAGGCAUUUUAGCUGUCUGCGAACCAGCCAUUACUGUAUCUUGCUGGGUGUAUAAAUUUUGUUGUUACAGUUCAGAAUUAAGAGGACAGGAUCUUAGUUACACUGUAGUUACACGCAUUGCGAAAAAUAUUUAUUCUCUAUAUGUUUAUCUAUAUAAACGUAUGUUCUCUAUAUGUAUCACUUGUUCGGGAUUUACUGAUACAGUGUCUAUAACUUGACAGAUAAUGAACUUACAGGAUUGUGUAAUAUUAUUUUCUAAAUAAAUAAAACAAAGGUAUCCAAAGUAUUAUAGACAUCAUUGUUCACUGCUGUCAAGUUGACUUGACACACCCAUUUCUUUGAGAGCCCUUCCACAUUUUCUAAACAGCUCUACUAUGUUGCAAUUUUACAUUGUUCAGUAUAUUUUAAUAGGAUCCGCAUCCUGUUCAAAAAUAUGUGAAGACAUAUUGGUGGACACAUUACUUAAAGAAACAAUUUAAUGUUUUUCCUGGUGAUUUAAGUUAUCCUGAGAUAAAUCACCCUCACCCACUGCAAACGUCUGGAAUGAAAUGGAGUUGGGAGUGGUCUGGUUUUUUUUUUUAAUUCAGUAUUUUUUAGAAGUCAUGGCAUUUUCACACAAAACUACUUUAAAAAAAAUCCUAAGUAUUUGGUCUGUGUUAUCAUUACUUUUUGGAUGUAACAGUUAGCAUUUAGAAGAAUUAAAGAGCAGAGCACUAAGGAGGGUUGGUUUCCUCAAAGAAGGUGAGCUGAGUGUUUUAGGCUUUCUACCACAGUAAACAGAAUUCCAUGUUUAUGUCAUAUUCUAUUUGCAGCUGAGCAAAUUAAACAUGUUUCUUGUUCUAAAAAGUUAUCCUUGUUUAUUUUGUAUGGCAUGUUCUUUGAAACAUAUCAAUUUACAGCAGAACGAAUUUGAUUAGAAAGCACUAGAAAGAGGCAAGGUAAUGCACAACUUUGCACCUCACUACUAGUACUGAAGUGCAUAGUUUCACACUAUUGUGCAUCUUUGUUUCCCUAUUUCCAGUGGCUUGUUCAGAUUCUAUGGGAAGUUAGUUCCAAAGUUUUGGUGUCACCAUGUAGAAUUCCCUUUUUUGACCCACUAGAUGUCAUUUCAUGUACAAAAGAAACCCCUGUAUCUGUCAGACAGUUGAGCUGAGAGUGUUUAUCUGACAGGCAACUUAAACAUGCAAGUAGUAGUGGAUUAGCACCUUAUUGUUUUGCUUUGUUUCAGGAAACUUGACAAAGAGGUGCUGCAUAUCAAAUUAGUGCAGUUUGUAGUUAUGUUUCUAUCAUUUACUGGCUAAAACCAUGGAAUAAAAGGUUUCAUUGUCUUUUAGUGGCUUCCUGACCAAUCAACUUCUUUUAUAUGUAUCUAUAGUCUAAAAUUCAGUUCAAUGUGAGUGGGAAAGUCUCUGAAAAGGAAAACCCUUAUGUCAGUAAAACUUAGCAUUUCACACUAUUUGAGUAUUAAUUAUUUGUUGUAAAUGUAUAAAUGAUGAUUUAUUGCACCUCUGUAGGUUUCAGUGUAUCUCUUACAGAAAGUUGUGUUUGGUUAGACAUAGGACAAUCUUGUAAAUAAAAAAAGAUACAUACAGUAUUGUGGCCUAAAUCUUUAGGAAAACUUUAUCUUUCUAGUUGUUUGAGUUGUAGGUCAUGUAUCUGUAUAAUCUCUUGUUCCCAUUUGCACAUUUGAAGCUGUGUUUGGAUUCUCCUUUUGCGCCUAGUUUGCAACAAGGCCUUCACAAGCACAUUUUUAUACUUGCACAAUUUGAUACUAGCCAGCAUACAGCCUAUUUUGCAAAACUGUAGAAUUACUGCUGAGCCAGCUGCAAAUCUUCCAUAUGUUAUGUCUUGAAAGUAAAAAGUAUGUUUUUCUUACUAAUAUUUUAAUAUUUAUUGCAAUAACAGUGAAUGUAAAUUUGAAAGUGAUAGUACUCAUGUCAAAUAUGAGGCGUAGAAUAAUGCUAAUUUGGAAACCAAGUUGAUAUGAGCAGUAACUGAAAAAUUUAGGAAGAAAUGGUUUUUCACUUCUAUACCUCUUACCCAAAUUACUAUGGUUACAUAAACUAUGUAAAUAGACUUGGAAUCCAAUGGAAAGAAAAAAAUGUGAGCUUUUCCAGUUUAGAGAAGACUUGUUGAGAAAAAAAGGGAAGGUCCCACUCACCUUCUGAAAAAGCCUGAAGUUAUCAUAUUUGGUCACUGCUGCAGAAAGUGGAAACUACUUCCCGGGCUCUUCUUACAUGGAGUAUUCAAAGGGAUAUUCUUAAAUUACCUUAUGACAUCCCUCAGCCAAAUGGCCUUCAGUCCUAGUCUUCCGCAGCCCAAUCAACAAUUGUGCCACACAGUUUACAGAAAACCUACACACACUGAUAGAUACCGACAUAAUAACUUCAAACCAUCACCCAAGUCAAAGAAAAAGCCUUGGCAGACCAUGCAAAAAGAAUCUGUGAACCCCACCUCCUCCAUAGUCAACUGAACCACCUAAACUGGGCUCUACAGCCCAAUGGAUAUUCCACCACAGAUAUUAGAAGAGCAGCAAGGCCAAGGACAAGCCAUUCGAGUAAAGACAAAGAUCCACCCAUAGGAAAAGUGUUCUUACUGUACAUCAAGGGAACCACUGAUGGCAUAGGGAAGGUGAUGAAUAAACACAACCUACAAACUAUCUAUAGACCCACCAAAAAAUCCAACAAAUGUUAUGUUCAGCAAAGAACAAGAGGGAUCCUCUCACCUCUGCAGGAGUCUACCAUAUACCAUGUAGCUAUGGACAAGUCUACAUAGGGACCACCAAAUGCAGUGCCCAAACAUGAAUCAAGGAACAUGAAAAGCACUGCAGACUAACUCAACCAGAGAAGUCAGCCAUAGCAAAGCACUUGAUGAGCCAACCUGAACACAGCAUAUUAUUUGAGAACACAGAAAUGCUGGACCACUAACAACCACCAUGUCAGACUACACAGAGAAGCCAUUGAAAUCCACAAGCAUGUGGACAAUUUCAACAGAAAGGAGGAAACUAUGAAAAUGAACAAAAUCUGGAUACCAGUAUUUAAAAAACUCUAAAAUCAGGACAAUAAAUGAAGAACAACACUCUGAAAACAGGGGAAUUCUAGACAUGAAACAAUCAGGACCAACUAAGAACUCCCAACAAAGGAUUCCCCAGGCAGGAAUUAGCCAGGCUUUGAAGCUGCAAGGCUUUUCAGUGCCAAUCAAGGUGAUUAAUUGCAACAGUCACACUUGCCUCCAACAGACAAGAAUUCUUUCUUCCACCCAGGAUCUUCCACAGAUAUAUAAACCUUUGCUUAGUUUUCCAAUAUACCUCACAACCUCUGAGGAUGCCUGUCAUAGAUGUGGGUGAAAUGUCAGGAGAAAAUGCUUCUGGAACAUGGACAUACAGCCUGGGAAACUUACAGCAACCCAGAGACUGAGACAUUUUCGCCAGAAUUACACAUGACCCACAGCAGCACAGUACUCCUUAAUAUGUAUUACACCAGAUGGGAGGGUUAAUAAAGUUGAAGACUCAGUAGAAAUGUUCUUUUUGACUACUUGUUCAGACUCUGCUGAGCUCUGUCACAAAUAAGGCUUUUGUAGAGACUGCAUUCCUUGGCUCCUAGUAAUAGGCAAAACAGGAAGGCUGCACAUUUUUACCAUGUUUUGCCCAGUUAAGAGAGAGUUGUGGUUUUUUUUGUAAAGGGUUUCUUUUAUUACUCAUUCAUUGAGGGCAGCUUAUUGUGAUAUCAACAAUAACUCAUGGCUUUGUUGUAUUUAGACCAGUGCAAACAAAAUGUAUUGUGCUGCUGGAUUGGAUAUUCUUACUGUUGCAACAAAGGGAGAAAAUCAUAUUUAUGGAUAUAGCUGAACAAAUAAGAGGAAUUUUGUUAUGAGUAUUGAUUCAUGUUCCAUAGGUAAUCUGUAUUCUGACUAGGUUUUAAAGAAUGUUUUGCCGUUAUUGCUUUAUGCCACUACGUGAAAGCAGCUUAUUUGCGAUUGAAUAAAUUCUUCUUUACCCAAGCCUUUCCUUACUGACCUUACCAAUUGGAUUAGUUUUAAAUGUUUUAACUGAUUUAAUAUUUUAAUUUUUGAUACUUGCUUUCUUAAUCAUCUAUUUUUGCAUACUGCUUUGAGAUUUUGUUUCGGGUAAUUUAAAUGAUGUAUAUAUUUAUUAAACUAAAGAAAAUAUUGCAGUACUAUAAUGUGCUAUCUGUAGACAUCCUGAAGGAAGCUUUUGAAGCAGGCUAAACUGAAAGGAUAUUUUGCUGUUUCUCCAAGUUACCUAGUCUUCUAUCUUUAAAUAGUGGUCAUGAAUAGUACUGUUAAAAUCUUGAAGCCAAACUGCCGAAGGAUCUUCUGCCUAUUUUCUAGAUGGCUAUUGAAUGACAUAGGGCUCCAUCUUCAUCUCCACCGUAUCUUUAAGUAUUUAAUCUUUGAACUGGAUUUUAUCUAACAUAUAAUAUCUCAAAAGCAAAUUAAUCAGAAUGCUUUCCAUAUAUAUCUUCCUUUCCAUGUGGGAUCUGCUAUCGACUGCCACAGCGUUACAGGCCUAAAGCUCCUCUUAGGCACUCUCUGCUCAAACAAAUUGCAGGAGAUUACAUGAAAUAAACUCUUCAGUCAGGAUUGUGGAUUUUUGUCAGCUAGUAUUUGCAGUUACUAAGAGCUUGCUCAAAUGUAAUCCAAAGAAAAACUUUUUAAAAAUGUAACAAUGGGUAAAUUAAGUACUGGGAAAUAAUCCUGGCUUCUGACUUUUGAAUCUGUAAAAGAAAAUCUUUCACAUUUUGAUCAUUAAAAUGCAAAUGAAUACUGUACAUAUUGUAAACAUAUUUUAGUUUGAUACUUAUAAACUUCCUGUGUACUUGCCCUCACCUCAUUUACCUUCAAGUGUAAAGGAGACCUUUAAUAACUGGGUAUUUUACUGAUUUGUUUGUUUAUGACAGUACCUUGUUAUAUGUUCGUUUUGUUAAGGCUAUUGUUUUCACAUUUAAUUGCUCUGAAAUAUAGGCAUGGCAUCUUUUAGAACAGUUGCAAAUGGGUUCUUUGCUAAAUGUUUUUAUGUACAUUUUUGCCAUGCACCCUGAAUAGUAAAUGCAAUUGCUGUGUUAUAGAAAAAGUAAAUGGCUAUGACUAGGAGCCAAAAUGAUUAUAGCGAUGAUUGUUUCUUACAUAUUCUGCACAUACAGAGAAUCAGUGUGCUGGAAUUUAGUAGUGCUGGGUAACAGUUUGUUGAAUUAUUUUAUCACAGUUUUGAAGUUAUCCUACUCCAUCAAAUAUCACCGUUUUCUACCAUAAAUGAUCAAGAGGGCUUUGUUAUAAAUGUCAUUGUUGUCUGCUUUCAAGUAAUUUCCAAUCUAUCAUGACCCCAAGAUUUAUUUAUUUAUUUAUUUUCAUCAUUUCUAUCCCUCCCUUCUCACUCGAAGGGACUCAGGGCGGCUAAUAAUCUGGCAAAAUUCAAUGCCAAUAUACAGUACAAACCAAUAUACAGUACAAAGAUGACCAAAUCAUAGGAUUUUCUUUGUAAGAUUUGUUUUGAGAGAUUGGUGCUUUUACAUUUCUCUAAGGCUGAGAGAAUGUGAUUGGCCUAAUGACAAACAGUAAGUUUCCAUGGCCAACUGGGGAUUGAACCUUGGCCAUCAUGUUGGUUCUUUAUAAAUAUCAUAAAUUUAUGAAACAUUUAUGUUAUAGAACAAAUAAACUAAAACAAUUCAGCCAUGGCUGGGGUGGGAGAUGAUUCCUUUGGCAUUGUAAAGAAAGAUUUUUUUUCUACAACUUACUUCCAUGCUUUGGUAGAUUUCCAAACAUGUUCUUUUAAAUGUUGCAGAAGAAUUGAGCCCCCCAAGAUUAUUUCAGAUUUGUGCCUGUGUGUGAGAAUUAUAAUCAGAUCAUAUUUAUUUUUCUAUUAUGUGGUUACUAUGAAGCAUUUAGAAUAAUAAAGACACUUUCAAAGUAUUAUAAAACUUAAUUCAAGAAAGCAUUUCACUCAUUUUAGAAAAAAAAUCUAAAAAAGUUUUUCACAUGUGUUUCUAUGUCACAUUAUGAGACAUUUGUAAAAGGGUUAUUAAUCAAGCCUAAAUAAAUGGAAUUUAUGUCAAAAGUACUAUGGAUCCAUUAGCAAAAGCAAGGGCUUUUGCUGCAUUGUCUUACGAAACAGUGACAAUAUAAGACUUGUAGCUAUUCAAAGAAAUAUGUCUUUUGGGAAAGCAGUAUGGAGAUUUCCUGUAGGUUUUUGCAGAAAUAAAUAGCCUGUGUUAUUCAUGCUAGCAUUUACUGUGUGCUUCCUCUUCUGAGUGAGCACCAGGGAAAAGAUAAAACAAUGGGUAAGGGAAAAUGCUCAUUUUUGAAUAAAUGGUGAGAUUUGUGUGUGUAAAGCAUUUUUAGCCAGGAUUACUAAUCAUGGCAAGCUUGUAACAGAAUUCAGUUUUGUGGUUUCAGUUAAUAAAACAUGAGAUUUUUGGCUUCUUUUAUGUAAUCAUCAGCCAGUUAGAAUAUUUGACAUCAUUUUUAUGCUGAUUGAAUGGAAUGGCAAGAUUAAGAGCCUAUAGAAAGGCAUCAAAGCAUGCCAAAAUACAACUGAAUAGCAUACCCUCCUGGAACUGCAAAUAUACAAAAAGGUUCUCGGUUUAAAAUUUUAGACUACUAUUUUGACUGCUUCUGACCUGAUAAUCUCAAGAUUGUAUUAUUGUACAGUUGAAUAGGAAACUAUUUAUGUGUAUUAUUGGUAUGUCUACAGAUCUGGGAGUCAGAGAAAGGAAACAAGGCAAGGAUAUUUCAUAGGCACUGUUUUUAAUUUCCAAAGCAGGGAGAGGGGUUUCUGAAUGUCAUCUUCCUGCUUCUUGGCAGUGGGUUGGACUGGAUGGCCCAUGAGGUCUCUUCCAACUCUAUGAUCCAUUACCAACCCUGAUCUGACUUGCAAAGUGUUUUGAAUAUGACAGCAAAUAUCAGCUCCCCCCCCCCCCACCACCACCACCACCAUUGGCACAUUACCCAGAAGACCAGCAGCACACAAGGGAACCCAAUGAUACCAGUAGGGAUGCCAGCAGGGAGCUGAUACUGUUACCCUCAGUGUGAUGAUGCACAGGACAGAGCUUCAGAGACUAUGCGCUUGAUCAUAGAAUCACAGAUUUAUAAAGUUGGAAGAGAUGACAAGGGUCAUGCAAGAAUCCUGCAAUGUCAUGAACUUUCAGAAAUCUAUAUAAAUGAGUGAUGGCAUCACGGUGACCGACAAAACAACAAAACUACAGGCCCCCCAACCUCGAAAUUUGACAACACAACCCAUCACCUUUAGGUUGAUACAACAAAAAGAAAAGAAAAAUAAAGUCCUAAUUAGAGGGAAAGGAAUAAUUAUUUUUAUCCAAUUGCUGCCAGUUAGAGGGCUAAUCUCUGCCCACUUGGUCUCCUAGCAUCCAACUCAGCCCAGGGGAAAGGCAGACUUAGGCCUCACUUAGGUCUCUUCCACAGAUUAUCUAAUUUGCACUGGAUUAAAUGGCAGUGUAGACUCAAGGCCCUUCCACACAGCUAUAUAACCCAUUUAUAAUCUUAUAUUAUCUGCUUUGCACUGCAUUAUCUUGACUCCACACUACCAUAUAAUCCACUUCAGUGUGCAUUUUAUACAGCUGUGAAGAAGGGGCCUCAUAUAAUCCAGUUCUAAGCAGAUAAUAUAAGAUUAUCAGUAUACAGUAGAGUCUCACUUAUCCAACAUAAACAGGCUGGCAGGAUAAGUGAAUAUGUUGGAUAAUAAGAAGGGAUUCAGGAAAAGCCAAUUAAACAUCAAAUUAGGUAAUCGUUAUACAAAUUAAGCACCAAAACAUCAUAUUAUACAACAAAUUUGACAGAAAAAGUAGUUCCAUGCGCAGUAAUGCUACGUAGUAAUUACAGAACUGUAUUUACAAAUUUACCACUAAAAUAUCACAAUGAAUUUAAAACACUGACUACAAAAACAUUGAUUACGAAAAGGCAGACUGCGUUGGAUAAUCCAGAACAUUGUAUAAACGAAUGUUGGAUAAGUGAGAUUCUACUUUAAUAUUAAAUAAUUACUGGGAUAGAAUAAUGCAGAACAAUAUAAUCUCUAAAACCAGGACAGUAAAUAAAGAGCAACACUUUGAAAAUAGGGAAAUUGGAAAUUCCACAAAGGAAACAAUCAGGGCCAGCUAACACCUCCCAAGAAAGGAUUCUUCCAGAAAGGAAGCUGAGAAGGGAGUGAUGCACUGUGUAUUACCAAAGUCAUUAUUAUUACUAUUAUUAUUAUUAUUGUGUUGCUGACAACCGUGAAAAUGAAUACAAUCUGGCUCCAAGUAUUCAAAAAACACUAAAAUCAGAAUAUAUAAAAAUUACUGUGGUAUAAUAAAACAGAACAAUACAAUCUCUAAAAUCAGAACACUAAAUAAAGAACAACACUCAUAAAACGGGAAUUCCACACAGGAAACAAUCAGGGCCAGCUAACACCUCCCAACAAAGUAUUCCCAUCAUCAAAGUCUGGCAAAUCCUCUGUUUUCUCAGGGCCACAGACAGUAGAAACAUAUAAAAUAUCGCAAAGAACACCACUCUGAAAACAAAGGAAUUCCAGACAGGAAACAAUCCGGGCCAGCUAACACCUCCCAACAAAAAAUUCACUCAGGGAGGAAACAGCCAGGCUUUAAAGCUGCAAGGCCAUUACAUCCUAAUCAUUUUCCCUAAUUGCAGCAUUCAUACUUGCCUCCAACAGACCAAAAAACCCCCCAAAAAACCAACAAUCAGAAAUAUUGUAUAUUCACAAUCUUUAGGAAAUAAUAUCCCCUGAUGGCGCAGCGUGUUAAAGCGCUGAGCUGCUGAACUUCUGGACCGAAAGGCCGCAGGUAUGAAUUGGGGGAGCGGAGAGAGCCCCCACUGUUAGCCCCAGCUUCUGCCAACCCAGAAGUUCAAAAACAUGCAAAUGUGAGUAGAUGAAUAGGUACUGCUCUGGCGGGAAGGUAACGCCGCUCCAUGCAGUCAUCCCACAUGACCUUGGAGGAGUCUACAGACAACGCCAGCUCUUCGGCUUAGAAAUGGAGAUGAGCACCAACCCCCAGAGUCAGACAUGACUGGACUUAAUGUCAGGGGAAAACGUUUACCCUUUACCUUAACUACCACCAAUUCCACAAUACUUUAUUUCCCAUACCACCAUACUUCGCCACAGCAACGUGUGGCCGCGCACAGCUAGUUACUAUAUAAAUUAAUACUGAUGAUUGCGUUAUUACUGAUUUAAAUGUUGAUAUAGUAAAAAUAAAGUAACUUGAUAAUUAGGUAUGGAGUGAUUUCAUGAUGUGUGAUUCUCUUGGUCAUUGUUGAUUUCUUAAAGUAGACCAUACCACCUCCAUUUAUUAUACAUAAUAAUAGCAUACCUUGGAUAAUAUCAAGAAGGACUUUACCGGUCUCAGUUUCAAAACAAUUCCAUCAUCUUACAUAUAAUCUUGUAUACCUUCUUGUGGGUUAAACCGCUGUGCUGCUGAACUUGCUGACUGAAAGGUUGGUGGUGCGAAUCUGUGGGACAGCGUGAGCUCCUAUUUAUAGCCCCAGCUUCUGCCAACCUAGCAGUUAGAAAACAUGCAAAUGUGAAUAGAUAAAUAGGUACUUCUUCGGCAGGAAUGUAGCGGCACUCCAUGCAGUCAUGCUGGCCACAUGACCUAGGAAGUGUCCGUGGACAAUGCCGGUUCUUCAACUUAGAAAUGGAGAUGAGUUGCACUACCCAGAGCUGAACCCGACUAGACUUAAUGUCAAGGGGAAAUAUUUACCUUUACCUUCUUGUAAAAUCCCAGUUUCCCUUCUCCCUCUCCCUCUUUCCCCCCACCUCUCUCUGUCUGAACAGUUUGGACUCUAUCUUCUUUUAGUUCCCUUUGAGGAAAUUCACACUGAAUUCAGGAACAACGUUAAGGAGAAAUGCAAAAAUAUCUAUAGCCAAAAUUUACCUUUGAGGUCUCUUGUUCAUCUUAUCUGCAGAGGCAAAAUCUACCCUAGUUCUAACUAAAAUCUGUCAGCAAAUAUGGAAAACAGAACAAUGGCCAUCAGAUUGGAAACACUCAAUGUAUAUUCCAAUCUCCAAGAAAAAGGGGACCACAGAGAUGGCAGUAACCACAGUCCUAUUGCAUUAAUUUUCCAUGCAAGCAAAGUUAUGCUCAAAAUUCUGCAUCAAAGACUUUUACCAUAGAUUGAGAGAUAAAUGCCAGAUACCCAAGCUGGGUUUUGAAAAGAGGCACCAGGAAUCAUAUUGCAAACAUGCAUUAAAUGAUAGAGCACACCAGCGAAUUUCAAAAGAAAAUCAGCAUGUGGAUGUGCAAAUCAGCAUGUUCUUUAUAAAUUAUAGCAAAGCCUUCCUUGUAUAGAUAAUGAAAAAAUAUUGAUAGUUCUUCAAGAAAUGGAUGUGGCACAAUAUUUUAUUGUCCCAAUUUUGACUGGAAAUGACCUUGGCAAGAGUUAGAACAUAGUUUUUUUUAUACAAUUGCAACUGAUUAACAUUAUAAAUUUCUGCAGUCUGGUGAUAUAUUUAAUAAGGGAGAACAUUGGUGAUAAAGGUUGUGGAUUGUGUGUACACUAAGGUGAAGGGUUAUACAUUGUGUAACAGCCAGUGGGUUUAAAAAAAUAAUUUUUAUUAAUAAUACAGAAUUGCUUUAUGCAGUGUAUAAAAAGAAAGGGAAACAGAAAAGGGGAAAAGAAAAAAAAUCCUUUAAAAACUCAAAGAACAAAAAGGGGUUUUGGGGUCUCUUAACGUCCAUCUACUUUUUGGUGUAGUCUUCUCAAAAAAAAAUAUUCUUAAGUACAAAAAGAGAAAUAAUUGCCUUUUCUUCUUUUCUUCAUAACUUCCCCUUUUUCUCUGUAGCUGCUUGUGGGCAGUUAUUUUCUUAUGAAUCCUUUCUAAUUUAUAUUAUUUUCAUCUUGGCUAUUUUCAAAUAGUCCUUGAUUGGUUGCCAGUCCGUUUGGGUUUCUGGUAGCCCUUGAUGUGCUUGUAUCAGAUAGGUUAAUCUAUCCAUAUUCAUAAUCUCAAUUAUUUUUAUUAGCCAGUCUUCGAUCGAGGGUGUUUCCUUAUGUCUCCAAUUCUUAGCAUAUACCCUUCCUCUUGACCUUUAGGAGACAGCUAAAGACCUGGUUGUGGAACCAGCCAUUCAGCCCAUCAUAGGAAUAUUUAAAGUUAAAGUGAAGGUUGAAAGUGCAAUGACCCAGGACUGUUUACAUACAAUGGCUGUGUCUUUGUGGGAUAUAUGAUUUUUUUAAGCAUUUUAUUUAUAGUUAUCACAAUACAUUAAAAGAAAAGAAAAAAGGCUAGGAAGGAGGCAAGUAUAAUCCAAGAACAAAAAAAUAAGAAAAAGCAAAAAAAAAAAGGUGUGAUAUAUGAUUUUUAAUGUAAUGUGUUUAAUAAUGUUUAAUGUUUUAUUAGAUGAGGGUCAACGUUGAUGUUUUAUACUGGUUUUAUUGAGGGCAUUGAAUUGUUGCCAACACUGUGAACCGCCCUGAAUCUCCUUCGGGCUUGAGAAGGGUGGUAUAUAAAUACUGUAAAUAAAUAAAUAAAUAAAUAAAUAAACCUCAGUGACUAGAUAAUUAAAUAAAGUCUCCUUAUUUUUUUGUCUAGAUUCAACAUUCUCAAAAGAAAAUACAUAGGUUUCAAUUUAAUUUUUAUUUCUAACAUUUUUUGGAUUUUUGCAUGAAUUUCUCUCCAAUAUUUUUUGGCCGUUUCACAUGUCCACCAAGUAUGGAAGAACAUGCCUGUCUGCUUUUUGCAUUUCCAGCAUUUAUCUGGUAGAUUUUUAUAGCAUUUGGACAGAUUUUGUGGGGUGAUGUGCCAUUGGUACAUCAUCUUAUACCAGUUUUCUUUUAAGUCAUGUGCAUGAAUAUAUUUGAUUUUAUCAUUCCAAAUUUUCUUCCAAUUUUAUUUGUUGCCUAUAUUUGCCAUCCAUUUAAUUGUAUAUUCUUUAAUUUGCUCUGUUUCUGUGUCCCAUUCUAGUAGUUUCUUAUAAAUUUUGGUGAUUACUUUUUUCCGUUGUCAUUAUUUUGUCCCAAAAGGAAUCUUUCUACAAAUUUUACUUUUUUGUCUUUAUUAAAAUAUUUAUUCAUCUGUCUGUGUUGAAACCAGGAGACAUUUUUUAAUUUCUGAUUUAUUUCUUCUUGCUUUCUUAGUUUAUAUUCUCCUUUAUUUUUUUAUCAGUAUGCCCCUAUUAGUGGGCCAAUUUUCCACCCUAGAUCUCUCCUCUGGAUCUCCUUAAGCAGUGAUAUCCACGUAGGUGUUUUCAUUUACAAUUUCUCUUUAUAUUUUUCCCAAAUUUUUAUCAUGAAGACCUAAUAAAGUGAUUCCCAAAGUUUUUUUUUUCUGUUUUUCUUUUGCCGUACCAAUUACAUGAAUGGCAAAGCAUUUUCAAGUCAAAUCUUUAUAUAGUCAGUAUUUCCAGUCUUUCAAUAUUGGCCCAGUCCAUAAUCCAUAUUAGCCUGCAGGCUUCAUAAUAUAGUCUCAAAUCUGGUAAGCCAAAUCCACCAUUUUAUGUUAAAUUGAUAAAUUUAAUUCUUGUUUAUUUCCCCUGCCAUACAAAGUUUGAAAGAUCCUUAUUCCAUGUUUUGAAAAACUGCAUAUUUCUAAUUACAGGUAGAGUUUGAAAUAGAUAUAACAUUUUUGGUAAAAUACUCAUUUUUAUUACGGCCAUUCUUCCCAUUAAAGAUAGUUGAGGUAUUUCUAGCUUUCCAAGUCUUUCUUUAUCUCUAUUUUUGUUCAUAGUUGUUUUUCAAGAGUUGGGAAUUUUUGAUGUUAUUGUGAGGCCUAGAUAUUUAAUUUUGCUUACGACUUGUAGGCCAGCUAUUUCUGACAGUUCUUUCUGUCUCUCCUUAGUCAUAUUUUUUGUCGGUAUCUUUGUUUUAUUUUUAUUAAUUUUCAAUCCUGAUAGAUGCCUGAAUUCUUCAAUCAUAUUCAUCCAGUUUCUUAUGUUUUCAAUUGGGUCCUCUAUAAUACAAAUUAAAUCAUCAGCAAAUGCUCUGAGCUUGUAGUCCUCUUUUCUAAUUUUAACUCCAGUCAAAGGUUGUAUCUUCUCUUAUUUUGUUUAAGAGGAUUUCUGAGGCCAUUAUAAAUAUCAGUGGGGACAGAGGACAAUGCUGUCUUGUCUCUUUGAGUAUUUUGAAACUGUUAGAUUCCUUGGAAUUAAUUGUAAUUUUAGCCUCUUGGUCAUCGUAUAUUGCAUUGAUAGUUUAUUAAUAUUGAAGUUGGAAAACAAUAAAUUCUGCUGAUUUAAUCAAUAAUAUAACUUCUUAAAUAUCUGUGGCAACUAUAUAACUUUUGAAAUACAGCAUUAGAGCAUCUGAAGAAGUAGAUUGAAAUCCAAGAAAAUGCAUGUUAAAAUAAGCCAUUGUUAAUGGUGCUAAUCUAUCUGUACUCAUUUACUUUUUAUCUUGUUUGCUACAGAUAUGUUUGUUGAGUUCGGUGGGGAUUGUGCUCAAUGAGAUUAGAGGGAAUUGAGAUAUAGAAGGUACAGAUAGUAACACUGCCUUAUUAACAGUGACCAUGGACAAAACAGUGGUUGGCGAUAACAUAAGCCAUUCUUGUAUAGGUGUGCUGAUUUCUGAGAUUUAAUACUCUCUGACCCUUUCGAAGACGCAGCUGAACUGCUCAUUUGUAUCAGUCUGACCAAACUGCUGCUACUGUUGUGCUUGCAUUUGUGUGUUAAUUUGAUGGAUGGGUCUGAAAAAUUUAAAUUUAAGUUUGGGAUCAGUGUGACUGAUGUGAUGUGUGUUUUACUGAUCAACCUCUAAUUGCAAUGUAGGGUUUGACUAUAGUACCUAAGAUGAUGAUCCUGGGAAGGUCGUGGGUGGACUGUAAAUUCUGCAGGAAUUCAGUAGUGUUCUUCACAUAACUGGGGAUGUUGGUGCCAUAUGGUCUAAGGAUAUUAUCCAUACACCCAGAAGCACCAAGUGCGAGUGUUCAGGACUUGUUGAAGGCCUAUCCAGGAUUGCCUUGUUUAUGUAUUUUGGGUAAUAGAAUGUCCCUGGUCAGUACUCCUGGGCUGUAUCAAUUCUUGAAUUUGAUUAAAAAUACAAUCUUUGGAUUCUCCAGUGUGAUUCUAUGGUCCACUUUGCCAGAUAUUGGCGAUAGAGUCACAGUGGAGGACCUAGAGAUUUUUGGAAUGGUGUUAUCCUAGUUUAAGAGAAAAGAGUUGUUUUUUAUUUGCUUUUCCAUUUUCACUGUUCCUUAAUCCCAACAAACGUGGAGGGCUGAAUAAGGCUGACUAAAUGUAUUCAUAUAAAGGAGGUGCUUUGUCAAAAAAGUUUUCCAAGCAGCUGAAAAAAUAGCAUAAUUCUGAACUUCUUAAUUACAGAGGCUGAGGAGGCUGUCAACAAAGUAUAGAACAGAGAAAAUCUAUCCAACAGUCACUGGAGAAAAAGAAGAAAA